Molecule: messenger RNA, 1254 nt
Organism: Helobdella robusta
Lineage: Eukaryota; Metazoa; Annelida; Clitellata; Rhynchobdellida; Glossiphoniidae
Exons: 1
Coding region: 1-1254 (417 amino acids)
Biological process (GO): negative regulation of type I interferon production; negative regulation of RIG-I signaling pathway; positive regulation of DNA-templated transcription
Molecular function (GO): nucleic acid binding
Source: RefSeq, a predicted model, not a curated record
AUGACGAGUAACGAAAAAUAUGUUUUAAUCUACGACAUACCAAAGCACCUCCACUCAAAAUUUUUACGAAGGCUUUUCGUCGCAGCUACGGAAUCUAACGUUUUCAGAUGCUUUCACUACAGACAUUUUUCUUCCAAGUACAUGAUCUCCAAGGUAAUACAAUUUCAAAAUGAUACGAAUGUUUGCUUCAUAAAAUUAAACAGAGCAGAUUGUGUCACUCCUUUUAUUAGCAGAUAUUCUUCGGAACCUUGGAACAGCGGAGAUGGAGAAAAACUCUUUUUGAAAUUUUUAAAACUAAAAUUAAUAAAGUCAGAAAGAGAAGCAACUUCAGAGGAAGUUAAAACAAAGUUUGUAAAUGUCGACAGCAUUACAGAGAAACGUUUGAAAUCAAUACAAGACCUGAGACCGCCUAGAAUACUCAUCAACGGAAAUGUUGGAACGCCCUUAGCACAUUUCAUAGAUCUCAUACAAAAUUGUAAACUACCUCCUACGUUAUUGCCCAAGCUUGGUAUAAAAUUACAGAAUCUUUACAAAACUCGAAAAUAUGUGUCAAUACCCUGGAAUUAUGAAUGCAGUGGAAAUAAUUUCUUACCAGUUCAACUCAUUACUAACAGAAAACGUAAAACUAAAGAUAAUUUUUCAAAAGCAAAUGUUAGUGAAAAUAUAGAGGACAAAUUUUUAACAAAAAAUGAUGAUGAAGAAGCUGAAGAAUGGGAAAGAUAUGAAUCUAUUCACGAAGAUCCAUUCAAAAUGGUUCCAAAAGAAAAACAUUUUGAACAAGAGAUGGAAAUAGUUUGGGAAAAAGGAGGUCCAGGCAUAGUGUGGUACACUGACAUUAAUUAUUGGGAUCAGUUUGAAGAAAAUGAUGAAAGAGAAACAGAUGACUGGGAUGUGAAUUAUUCAGAGUUAGAAGACGAUGAAUAUAAAACUGAGAAGCACGAUAAUCUAAAAGAAAUUGAGGAAAUGGAACCAGGUUUCAGCACGUUUAAACCUAGUCAAACAAAAAAGAAAAAUAAGAAUGCUUUUGAAUUAGGACAUUUUGAAAACUUUUCAAAAAAAUUUGCUAGCAAACUUAUGAAGAAAUAUGGCUGGAAGCGAGGUGAAGGAUUAGGACCUAGUGGCAAAGGCAUGUCAGAAGCUCUGCAUUGUGAGGGUCAAUCAGGUCACAACAAAACAGGAUUUGGAUAUAGAGGAAGUAAACUUUUUGAUUUUUCUACCAACGACAGUAAAGAGAUAUCAUUUCAAAAGCAUUAG